AUGAAAGUCUCUACUGUGGUUUCAUAUAAAUCUAAGAUGGAGCCCAACAAAGACAAGCUUACGUGGUCUCGAUUGGCUUCUCAGCAGCAUCAAACACCGCAUAAAGGGUGCCCCAUGGCGAGACCACCAAUUACAUCUGGAUCAAAGGGUGAAAUAAGACGGAGGGUCGCGGCAUCUCCUUUAUUGGUAUCGUAUAAAAAACAAGGCAGAAAUAAAAUUACUAUUCCAUCUCAUGGGCAUGGAAACCAUUCAACUAACCUUAUUACGCAGAAACGCGCGGAUGAUCCGUGUGUUUGUAGUACUAUAGGGCGAUCAUUGCUAGCAGAUAUGAAUUCAACUACAUCUGUGCGCCCCAAAACACCUGGCGUAAGUCGCUUAUUAAGUACUCCAUAUUCCUCUCGACCACUUCCUCUUUCAUCACUGCCAUCGCUUCGACCCACUUCUACCUCCAUUCCUUCCACUGUUAGUCAGCCUUAUUUCAACAUUCUUCCUGAACGCAGCUUUUUUGGAAUUUUCAAGGCUGCUACUUCAGUGACAGUGCGAACAGAUGCAUCGAUUAUGUUUUGUAAUAGUGCCAGAGUUUGCCCACUCACAGAUUUCCAUCCGCUCGCAGUCACCCCAUCGUCUCAUCUUGAUGCUCUUAGAGUCCCUUCAGACAUCAUUACUGAAUCAAAACCAACUCAAAACACUAGGGCAAACUGCUACGAUGGCGACUCUCAGGAAGACAAGCUUCAACUAGCUUUAGAAGCCUCUGCAAAGAAUUCAAGGGCCGACGCUGUCUCCUCAGGAUAUGACAAUCCAACUUGGCUUAGAAAUAAAACAUAUGUAGAAGAGCUUGAAGAGGGAGUUGUAGGCAAUGUGUCUGGUAAUCACAGGGAGUAUGCCGAAAGUACCGAUAGUGGCUACAUGAGCAUGAAUCAUACUGGUGGCAACUCCAUUAUUGGGGGAACUGAGUCAGCUCUUAGUGAAUCUCGAACCCAACUGGCGUUGUGCACUGCCCAUUUACGCGCUCAUCCGCUGCGUUUUUCAUCUGUAGGUAGCAGACGAGAUACGUCAGGUGCCCAAAAUCACUACCGUCGAAGCACUUCGCUCACUUCCAUUCGACCAUCUGGGAGUCAUAUCCCGCCACACAAUCGUGGAUGCAGAAAUAACUCAAUAGCCUGCAGCCAGACUCUCAACAUGUCACAGCUUUUUAAAACCGGCCUGUACACAACCCUGUGGGUUUCAGCUCAGGACGGGAGUAUUGAGAUACGUUCCAUGGCAAACCCUCGUACAGUUAUGGCCCUUGUUCCAAAGACGUCCACACCUACGUUCGUGACCUCUCUCUUGUGUAUUGGUCUAAACAGGGUUGCCGCGGGGCACAGCAAUGGCAAGAUACGAGUCUUCGAUGCCUGCACACUAAAAGAGUUGCAGGAGGUUCAGGCUCACACUGCCUCCAUUACUUGCAUGACAAUCGUCACGUUACCAUCUGUUUUCCCUCUUUCUUCUACGUUUCCUGAAUACGGUAAGAAGAAUGAUAGUAGUAGUACAGAACCAAUGGGUGUCGCUAGUGGAGAAUCGUUCACUGUCAUUCUCACUGGUUCCCUAGACUGGACUAUAGGUGUGUGGGAUAGCAAGACUAUGAAACUGGUUGCGCGUCUAAAAGACAACCGUAAUGGUGUUAGUGCACUUACUGCGAGCAUGUGUGGUUGCUAUGCUAUCAGCGGCAGUGUAGAUGGCACUGUUCGGUUGUGGAAUCUGAUGACAAACACGCAGGUGAAGCUUGAAGAGGGGGAACGCCGGGCUUUGGUGCAUCACCAAAAGCUUACCGCGCCCAAGGAAGAAUUUCACCGAAGUAAGCCACAUGAAAAAGCUAAUAGUACACCCAAACGACCCGCUAAAGACAAACGAUAUAGCCUUUCUUCCUCUUCUGUUGUGGGCUCUGACACUAUUUCUCAUUCUGUGCAUAUGCCGAAGAGAAUUAAACGUGGGAAGCUUGCUAAGGAAAGACCACUAAGCUUUGUUUCCAAACAAGCGCCGUUAAUGAGAAGCAUUCUUUCUGCACGAUCCCUUCCAGAUGCGAGGGGUGGCGGAAGGCAUAGUAUAGCCAGGUCAUCAGUAGCUCCUAGUGCUUGCUUUACCCCUUUGCGAACUUCCGUAUGUCCGAGUAGGAAGGGCAACAUUGAUAAUACGACCAGGAGUUGUCGCUUCAACGGGCCAAAAUUAAGCAAAUCCAAUGUUGUAAAAAUGACGGAGGUGGCUACAAUCGCAUUGCAUCACUCAGAGGAACAUCUGCGUGCAUUGACUUCAGUCCCACAUUUUUGUGUUGCCUCCCCCAACAUCUACUUGCCUUGUUGCCACCCCUCUGGGAAGGAUUUCCAGAACCCUUACGACUUCAACUGGCCCAUUGACAACGCUCAUAGCGAUCUUAUAUCUGGUCUGGUUGUGGUUAAGGAUCGCCUACUUGUUACAGCAUCCCGCGAUGGGACCGCCAAAGUGUUUGGCCUUCCCUCUGGGGUAUUUCUCCGUAGCCUAACAGUCCCUGCCAAGACACCCCUUUCAACAAUUUUUUUUGAUCGUCAGCAAUGCCGCCUGUUAUUGGGUGUGGUUGAUGGUACCCUUCUCGCCUACGACCUCCUUUCUGAAGAGAUGCCGAUGGUUUUGCAAGCGAAACCACCCGUUAUUUCGUUUUCUUCGGUAUACAUACCCCUCCGCACUACCACCAUGAAGCGUUUUUUUCUGAUUUCGUCCACGUUUUUUCGAUAUGAGCCAUCGUGUGACCAACCCUCGGGGGUCUCCUCGCAUGUAACAAGUGUAAAAACUGUGAUACAAAUGGAUCGAACUACUAUGGCGCAAGAUACCGGAGGGAGGCCUACGACGCACCGUGUAGGUGAACCGUCUUUCCGUGAGCUUCAUCUCGCCACUCAGCAAGGCGAUCUGCAGACUAAAGUACAAGAGGGCAAAGUUAUUGUUUCGAAGGUCUGCACUAUGGGAACGUUGGAGGAUAUGCAGCUGGAGAAUGUACGGCAGAACGCCUUAAUCAUGCAGCGGGUUUGCACUCGCAGUUUCCUCCUCCGAUACUUCCUCGUCCUACAGAGGUGGGGUUCACAAAAGCGGUCCAUGGCCAAGCAGUUUUCACAACCAAGAGAAAAGCUUAUCAUGUUUGAUGAGCAUGUCAUGCGCAUUUAUUGGGAUCGCUGGAGGCUGUGGUGGCGCAAGUAUUGCAAGCACCGAUGGUCUGAUGCGGUAGUCCUACUUCAAGCUCGUAGCCGCUACAGUAGGGAAAGUGCCAAAAGUGUAGAGAAUUAUCGUACUUUUCAUGAAUGUCUGGAUGCAUUGGCCACAACACACCGGCGUAUUUGCGCUACUGUCAUCACAUAUCGACAACAUGUUUGCAGACAAAAUCUCUUCCGGGACGUAUUUUGUCUAUGGGCUACCACUUCUAGAUUUCGACUCAUCCUGAAACGACGGGAGAGCAUUUUUAAUCGUCUCCUAUCUUUUAGCACCCCUUUCUGUGGGACUUAUGGUACCACGCCGCAGAUUCGUUUAGGACAGGUGACUCGAUGGCAAGGGCAGCAUCUGCAGCUGCUUUGGCUAAUGCACCGGUUCGGUGAGUCUUCGAGACAGCUGCUGCGUUGGCGUUACUAUAACCAGUGGAAGGAGUUGAUUAUUCGACAACAGGAGCAGAUUCAAGGGUGCGAAAAUAACGUGAUACCGCUUCUUCCACACGAAGAACCUUAUUCCUUUCUGUUGAUCCGCAGUAUGGUGCUGCAGACGUCAUGCUUUCGGAAGUGGCGUAUUUAUGCGUUGUAUGUUGCGAAAAACGCUCGUGUGAAGGACGAAAAAUAUACCAUGUAUCGGGAAUGGAUAAGCUUGCAGAGUGUCACUAGCAAUACAUCUUCACUAGAACAGCUUCGUUCUGAAGAGGUAGAACUUGAAAGAUGCGUUAUGCAGGCAACAGCUGAACGCGAGUCCGUGAAGGCAGCGGAGUGUAUCGCACGAGAAGAAGUUACAGCAAUGCAGAUGACGGAAGCUAUGUGUAUUUUGCUUGGAAGUUUCCUCAAUGUGCCUUUGCUGAAUUAUUUAAUCAUGAGUCGCACCGGUUCCAAUCAACUACAACUACAAAAUACCAAGGGCUACAUCAGCGGCUGCAGAGCCCACUCUCAACCUAACACAACUGCCGAAUCUAUACCUUCUCGUGUGUGCCAUCUGUUUGGUAUUGGUGCCCAUCUUAGUACAUUUACACACUGUAAUCAUCGUCGUUCAAUGUCUUCAGGGGGUGCCAUUGCAGAUAUUAGUUUCAUAUCCAAUGUCACUGACGAACGUUGCUCUUCAUCAGUCGCAACCACUUAUUCCGCGUCUGAGCGUGUCAACACACCUAGAUUUCACUUUUUACAGACUAUUUUGUUAACGCUCAAGGGGGAAGUUUUCCAUUGUUGUCGGGAUGGGCGAGCUUUAAUUGUCGCACACAACCUUGCUACACGACUUCAUAUUGUCGACCUAAAUACCACCGCAGUCGCUGACAACAAUCUUGGUGAUUUAGAUGCCACUUAUGGCUCCCUUUAUCUUAGGAACACUGCUGACUCUGGGCAGGAGUACCGGCCCGGCAGCACUGGUACUCGCCCUUCACAUGCACUAUUCAAGGAGGACUUGCAGCAUCAGAACGAGCAUGCCGCCGGUGGCGUGUCACCGUGGAGUGUUACGAUGACAAACCGCCUUCGUGGGCAAUCCAUGCCAGUCUCGGAUAAUUGCGUACCCAUGACACUUUUACAACAUAAUAAUCACGCCACGAAUUCGAGACCUCAGGCAGCUUCGUAUACACAGGGGACCGAAUACAAAACGCUUGCAGAAGCAUUUGAAGCUAUCACGGAGGAGCUGAUCACAGUACUUAGUGAUGCUGCACGCGAUGUCGGUAUUGAUCUCAGGCAAAAUAAUAUCUUUUUGCCGAUACUAGCUGCUAGCGGCGUAUCUGAUGACGUGCGAGGCUGUGUGCUCCUCCCUGACGAUGAAGCAAUGCAUCCUAUCGAGUCACACAACUAUGCACAAACGCCUCCAAUCCCGUGCCCUUUCCACAUAGGUGAUUCUAAGCAGAAUGCUCCAGCUUCUACAUCCCUAGGUGAUGCGACAAAGUAUUGUUCUGUUUCGGAUUCAUAUCAGCAAAUGUCACGAGUGCCACAGUCAUCGUCAACCGAGCGUGAUGUGCGGACUUUACUUAAAUUAACGCACCAGCAUGCGCAUGUGCUGCGAUGGACUCGUCUGAUUCCUACUAAAUUGCGCCACCAAAUCAUGAACUUAGUCGUGAAGCUCAUCGUCCUGUAUGACAGCUUUAUCGCACAUAGUGAAAUGAGUAUUGAGGGGACUGGUAGUAUCUCCAUACGAGGCUCGAGUUCCGUGCGGCCACUCAGUGACAGCUGUUUGUGCAGCGAUUCGACCGCGGCGUUACUGAUCCGUCAUGCGACACCGUUGUUGUUGUUGCUUCAACCCAUGCUAUGGGAGAAGAAAAUACAAUUAAAAACUCUUACGAAUACUUACAUUAAUUCGAUUUCGAUGGGCCCUCCGGAUGCUGAGGGCCGCAGUGAUGCUUUGGGAUCAACUAGCCUUCGCGGCUCGUGCUUUUCAGAUGUGCAGAAUGCCUCUGCAAACGCUUGUAACACUGUCGUGGACAGCAGUUGUGCCUCCUCGUUGGAGAGCAGUUUCGUGCAGAGCACUUCCCUACGACGACAACAAAUUCCUUUCCAUUUCCCGCAACCACAGCUGCGUCUUUCGAGUGUUGUCAUCAGCAAGGGCCACGGUAGCAAACUACCGGGGCACCGAACCCCCUCGCGUGAUCGUUCCUACGCGGGAGAGAGCACAACUAACGGUGGUAUGUGCUCUCAUUGGGCUCAUGACUCUGUGUCGGGCACGGGGGUGGGCGCAACGCGCGCUACCGCUAAGGCUGGCACCAUGAGAGUGGCUGUCCACCGGCCCCGCACCCCCUCAUGUGUCGCUUUAUCGGUCGAGGAUGAUUUGGAAGUCGAGGAGGUGUCCUCUCGACGAUCCCACGAUACUUUCAAUAUGUCUACGCGCUGUGGGACACCACAUUUCACAUCGCAACGGAGUGUGUCUCUAUCAUCGUGUGGUAUUAUCAAGCCUUACUUAGGCUUCCGUGUCACCGUGAACCGGGGUGCAGACAACUCCACGCGUAUUAGUAUAAAGGAGGUCAUACCCACCUAUGAAAUUCCUGAAGGUGAAGAGGCGAAAAGUCCCGCAUCAAAGGCAGGCUUGGAGGUCGGGGACCGCAUUGUGCGUUUUGCUGGCUACACCGUGACCGACCUGGCGGCUUUCAACGCGAUCGUGUCACGCCACGCGCGGGUAGCAGCUGAGCUGCCAAUGGAAGUAGUACGGAAUGGAGAAGCCAUUUUAUUGAACAUUCAGGUCGGAUCGAGACUGAGUUAA
This is a messenger RNA of Phytomonas sp. EM1, 6414 nucleotides long. NCBI's taxonomy places the organism in Eukaryota, Euglenozoa, Kinetoplastea, Trypanosomatida, Trypanosomatidae. The record is from the annotation of a GenBank genome assembly.